Messenger RNA from Drosophila novamexicana, 2467 nucleotides. RefSeq lists its product as uncharacterized. The transcript has a single exon. The record is from RefSeq and is a predicted model, not a curated record. NCBI's taxonomy places the organism in Eukaryota, Metazoa, Arthropoda, Insecta, Diptera, Drosophilidae. The coding region runs from base 108 to 1871 and encodes 587 amino acids.
UCAUCAAUCCUCAUUAAUCAUCAUCAAUCAUGCGGCAUCUUCAAUCCCAUUUUCAAUCACAACAAAGAACACACUAAUUGAGACUUGAAUCCUGAAUCUCUUGGACCAUGUCGCAAGCAGCUGUCGCCCGUAGCGGGAAUUACAAGUUGCCGGAUCUGAGCUAUACACCGGGCGAUUUAACGGAGCCGGAGUACCGAUUGCCAACACACCAGCAGCUGCUGGAGGAGAAGAAUCGCGCGCCGCAGCAUGACCUGGAACGGGAGCUGCUGCCACUGAGCCGGCUGUAUUUGACGGAGCAGGAGGACAAAUAUCCGGCGACGCGGGCGGAGACGUCACGUGCGGUCACCUCGGCGGCGGGACGACAAUUUCCGGUGCUAGCCGCCGCGCAGGCCAAGUACACGGGUCAGCUGAACGGCAGCAACAGCCACAGCGCGUCCGAGUUGGAAUUUGUGCCCGGCAAGGAUCUAAUCUCGCUGCCCAGUGUCCAGGCGCCGGCGGAAGCGGAGCCAGCCCGGAAAAUGCCGCUGCACUCGAUCACAGCGAAGCCGAACGAACGCUGCCCCUCGCCGGUGGUGCCGGCCUAUGCCAACUUCGAGCUGGCCAAGCGCAUGCACCAGGACAAUCUGGAUCACCAGCCGCUGCCCGAUUGCGUUGCGGAUCUGGCGUAUCGCCGGGCACAGAUAGGCGGCGCCCAUGGCGGGCUCGCGCUAGACAUUGAUCCGAUUGCGACGGGCGUGGGCAUUAAGACGCACAAUGCGGGACCGACGCACUGCACCAAGAUGAAGGUGUUCCGGCCGAAGACGGGCGGCGUCCUGCCCAAGGCAUUGGCCGGUGACAAUUAUCGCGGCAUUGGCUCGGCGCCCGCCAAGAAAAUGGGCGCCAUGGAUCUGGCCAUUGGCUGGGACUUUAAGCCCAUCAAUCCGGAGGAUGAGCCGCGUCUGGCCAGGCACAUAGACGGCUCCAAUGACUCCGCCGGACCGGCUGUGUUCACGUGCGUGAAGACACCACGCGACGAUCCGCCCGCUGGCGCGGAGCUGGGUCGCUCGGCGGGCGUCUUUACCAGCACCCUGGGCGAGCCGGAUUUCUUUGACAAGGAUCUGCUGCGCCGCAAAUCCGACUUUGCGGGACGCGCCAUCGAGCGCGAGGAGAACUGCGCCUGUGACUAUUCGCCGCCAACACGAGCGCGCAGCGUUUCGCGCGAUUCCAGCGCCUCGCAUUGCCGGCGCGCUCCGGCUUUUGGUGGAGGAGGAGGAGGAACAGGCGGAGGUGUUAGCUUUGGCCUGCCCGCCAAUCGGCUGGCCAAACAGUAUCAGUCGACGCCACUGCUGGGCGACCAGGCGUACCAGGCGCUGCGCGAAAAGUACCUCGGCCCGGACACCGACUCGCCGCAUGGCUGCCAACCGGGUCCCGCCUCCGGCUGCAAGCGGGAUCAGCUGCUGCGCCGGCCGGCGCGACGCCUCUGCCAUAAGGUGGCGCCGGCGCCCAACUGCUGCACCGCCGCCCAUAGCUGUGAUCAUGGUCAUGGCCAUGCUCAUCAUGGUCAUGGACAUUGUCUGACCAGCAAGGCGGCCUUUCGCGCCGGCAUGCCCAGGCUGAAUGCCAGCGGCGAUUUUGUGGGCAUCUCACCUGGCUGUGGCGGUGCCGGCGGUGGUGGUGGUGCUGGUCGCGUUCUGGUCGUGCCACGCCCCCGCCAGCCAUAUGCAAAGAAGAACUAUGACAUCGAUACACUGGUGCCGCCAUUUCGCAGCCAGGGCGGCGGCGCCGGGCAGGGCGGCUAUCCGGAGCACUGGCGUCUGGCCAGCGUCUAUCAGCACGCCUACAAGCCGAUCGAACAGCGCCGGCGACCGCUCCUGCAGACCGUCUACAAGUAGAUCGGGGGCUUCCCAACACCUGUCGAGGAUCUUCCGGGUUCUUUUAUAAACGUCUCCCAGUUUGUCAUCUAGACUCUUUUUUUUAUUGAUGCGGGAAUCUUCAAAUUCCAUUUCCAACUAAAAAAAAAAAACAAAAUGGCGUCCAUAAGUUAGGUUAUGCUAAGGUAUCUUAUCAGAUAGAAUAAUUUGAGCUUUUCCAGAAAGAUAUGAGGAUUUUAGAGCCUAGUCCUCAUAAGGAUCUUAGGGUUCUUCUUAUCUUCUAAUACCAUAAAGAAUCAAAAACAAAAUGGCGUCCAUAAGUUAGGUUAUGUUGAAGUAUAUUGUUAUAAGGACUUUGGUUCAUAAAAUAGUCUUCUAAAAUGUAGGCACUCACAGAAAAGGACCAAGACCUUAAACUAAAAGAAACCUAUUUAUAGCCUUGCAGAGGGUACCUUAUUUUAGAAGAAGAAUAUGUAAGGCAUAGAAGGACAGUUCUAGGACUCCAUAGCGUACAUAUGUAUAUAUACCUGAUCAACAGCCGAGUCUAUAUAGUCUGUCCGCUUCAUAGUCCCUCAGAACGAAUCUUGGGGGAAGUUUUCGUAGGAUCCCAAAUGAAA